UUGCCGUUCACGGGAAUGCCGUCCCGGCGCCUCGGCGGUAACGUCAUCACAGUGCGCGGCUACGCGGUGCGUAGGCCUGGGUGGUGCGGCAGGGGCCGCCCGCGCCAUGUCCGCGGAGGAGCGGAUGGGCUCGGGCCGAGGCGGAGAGGCCAUCAAGUUGUCAGCAGAGGUCAAACCAUUUGUUCCAAAACAUACGGCGGUAACUGUGGCAUGGUCAGAACCCUCAGAAGCAUGUGUCUUUCCUAGGUAUUUAACUACAUGCUACCCAUUUGUUCAGGAACCAUCUUUGGAUAAUGUUCUAGGAGAUCCUGCCUUCCAUGAGUACUCCAGCUGCUCUUACUCACCUGAUGUUGUUUCAAAUGUAUAUCCAGUAGCUGGCUCACAAUAUCACUCUAACAACUCAACACACUACAGUGGUUCAGGAGUAGUCAGUGCAUCUGCUGAGCAAAUCAGACAAGAAAGUAAGAACCUUUCAAAGCAGAGAAGAUCAAAAGAGGGCGAGAAAAAAUUAGACAAGAAAAGGCAUGGUGGAGGUGACCCUUCUGUCAGAAUUGUGAACAGGACUUCGUUCCAGACCUCCACAGUCAGCAGAGAUUCCACAAAGCCAGACAGGUUCACUAAAACUACAAUCAAGAAGUCAACUCAAACUUCAACAACAGAGUCUCUUCCUGUAUCUGCAUUUGAAGCUACCAUUCUGGAUUUCAACAAGUCACAGAAUUCGGGAAGCAGUGAGAUACAGAAUGUACAGCAUAAAAGUGGACCAGUAUGUUCAGCAGAAAGUAACAUUGCGUGCCUUAGCCAACCACAGUCUCUCCUGCUGAACACGGAGGGAGACACUUCUUUGGAAAGCAAAGCUUCAUCAAAAACUUCAGAUGAAACAGUAGCCAGCUCAAUUCCCUCUUCAUUUGAUGGUAGAGAUGGCUCUGCUCAGCCACAUGUGUCUUGGGCCAUGGUACUUUCACAGCCCCCAAAGAAAAUUGUGUCAUCACCAGCAUCUGAAGGUAUUCCCAGAGGCAAAGGGAAGCAGGACAGUGAAACAAAGCAGUCAGAAACGAAAAAUGACGCUAGUGAAACUGAGCCUGAAGAAGGGUCAGAAAAGAAGAAAAAAAAGAAGAAAAAGAAGAAAAAAACAAAGUCACCCACUGAUGCAGAGAAACCUCAAAACGAAUCUACUACUGUACAGGAACCACCAAGGAUUGAGGAUGCUGAGGAGUUUCCUGAUCUGGCAGCUGCUUCAGAUAGGAGAAACAGACUAGGAUCUCAGAAAACGUCAUUUACUCCUGCUGUCAGAAAGCAGUCUGAAAUCCAUCUCCCUGAAGAGCCUUGGGAUAGUUGGUCUCCCGUACUGGAUGGAGCUCCCAAGGUGGAUGCACUGUCAGGGAAGCAAGUUUCAUUUUCUACUGUAGAAAGAAAGAAAAUGCAGGAAACAUCCAGGAGCAGUGGUAAGAAGAGUCAAAUUCCUGUGCAGUUGGAUUUGGGUGGCAUGCUGGCAGUCUUGGAGCAGAAGCAGCAAACAGAGAAGUCUAAACAGUCAUCUAAACCUGUGGUAUUUUCAGUUGGUGGUGCCAUACCAUUGCUUUCUAAAGAACCUGCUACAGCCACAAAAAGUCACCGAUUAAACCAAGAAAAGAUGCCACAUAACCCUUUGGAUUCCAGUGCUCCUUUGGUGAAGAAAGGAAAACAGAGAGAAGUCCCUAAAGCAAAGAGACCAACACCUCUUAAAAAGAUUAUUCUGAAAGAAAGAGAACAACGAAAACAGCAACUCCUGUUAGAACAGACAGCAAUCACAAAAGAUGAAGAUAAUGUUUGUCAGUCUGCAGAAAAUAUUACUGAAGGUGAAACACUUCUGCAGGAUAGUCAAGCAGCUGUUCCUGUAAUACAAGUUGCUGAAAGAGAGAACGCAGGGAUCGAGGAAUCUACAGAAGGUUCUGCGACUUCAAAGCAGCUAACCCCCAGUCUUCCAAAAAUCCAUAGUAGGAAUUUUAGAGAUUAUUGCAGUCAAGUACUUAGUAAAGAAGUUGACAGUUGUGUGACAGAUCUCCUAAAAGAACUGGUUCGUUUCCAAGAUCGCUUGUAUCAGAAAGACCCAGUGAAGGCCAAGAUAAAACGCAGGCUUGUAAUGGGCCUUCGAGAGGUUUUGAAACAUCUCAAGCUGAAAAAACUGAAGUGUGUCAUCAUCUCUCCUAACUGUGAAAAGAUUCAGUCAAAGGGUGGGUUGGAUGAGACUCUACACAACAUUAUUGACUGUGCGUGUGCACAGAAUAUCCCAUUUGUUUUCGCCCUGAAUCGCAAGGCUCUAGGUCGAUGUGUGAACAAAGCAGUGCCUGUGAGUGUGGUGGGAAUUUUUAGUUAUGAUGGUGCUCAGGACUAUUUUCAUAGAAUGGUACAACUGACAACAGAGGCCAGAAAGGCCUACAAAGAUAUGAUAGCAGCUUUAGAGGAAGAAGCUAAAGGAGGACUAAGGGUAGCCCAAGCCAGCAUCUUAACCAGCGAACAUGAAAAAAAUGGCUUAUCAGAAACUGGCAAUACAUCUUCCAAGGACUCUGAUGAGGAUGUACCAAAUUAUAUUAAAAUCUGGAAGAGGAAACUUGAAGAAGAUUAUAACCCAUAUGCACUGGAACUGGAAAAGAGUGCAACUGCUGACUUGGUGAUAGUGAAUUCAGAAGAGCUUCAGUAAAUCCAGAUCUAGUUCUACUGGGCUUUUAACAUUUGGAUUUUUCAGAUUCCCUAGGGAGAGGGUAGCAAAAUAAAAUAAUUUAAGAAAUACCCGAAAUCAACUAGGUAAACUGUUCUGAAUCCUUUUAUGCAAAAUACACACUGGAACACAUGAGGCACUGGCUAAUGCUUCUAUGUUCUGUGCUCUCUAUGAGUACCUAAAAGGAGGCUGUGGAGAGGUGAGCGUUGUGCUAUCACUUGGGAGAAGAGAACAAGAGGAAAUGGCCUUAAACUGCGUCAGGGGAAGUUUAGAUUGGUGAUGGCUGAGUCGCCAUCCCUAGAGGUGUUUAAAAGGUGAGUACAUGAGGUGCUUGGGGAUACGAUUUAGUAGUGGACAGGUAUAGUUGGAAUUUAUGAUCUUAAAGGUCUUUUCCAACGUUAUGAUUUUAUGUAUUUGGCUGAUGACAAGCAGCAAAUUGUCUUAGCCCCAGACCACUUGAACUGGCUUGGCAUGCUGUAAUGGUAUUAUGGUCUAGCAUUGAUUUCUUAGUGAUUCAAUAUACUAAAAGAACUUGCUAAAAAUAUAAUUUUAUUUAGGAAGAGAUUCCAUGAGCCAGAAGGUUGGGCUUAUUUUUGACUCUUCUUUAAAGAACUUCAGCUGUUUUUUGAUUGUGGAUUUGACUUUGGUUUUUUAUUCUAAAUAAAUCUGCUUAGCGGGGGCAGACUGACAUCAAUGUCACUGUCUUCCAGUCAGAAAGAAACUGAUUUUGGGCAGGCAGCUUAUUAAGAAAGGCCUGACAAAGUUCAGGUUAGCUCUUCUGUGUGUAUUUCAGUCUUCUGGGAUCAUACAGGAGGUGCAAUGGAGAGACUGUGGCCUGCAAAGAGUCUGUGAAAUUGCAGAAGUGAGUUUGAUCCAUUUAGAAACUUACAUUGUUGAUUAAGUGUGCAACGAUGAUGUUUCUGCUGCUACUAAAACUAGUUUGUCAUAGGCCCUGCUUUGAAGUUAGAGGAUAUUGAAGUACAGCAAAUGUGCAAGCCGGUUAAUCCUAUCUGUACCUUCUGCGUGCUGACAGACUCCUCAUUCCUUCAGUUCGGGGUUGUGUCAGUGUAUAUAUGUAAGAGUUUUUAUCAAUCUCAGUUUGUAUCUAACAUAGGAAAAAUUUAUAUCUUGUAGGAAGUUAAAUUUGUAUCUUAUAGGAAGUUAAAUUUAUAUCUUGUAGGAAAUUAGAUUUUAAAAACAGAAUGAACUUACAGUGGUGGUGGAGCACCUUAAUUGGAAUGUAGGGUAUAAAUACCAUUGUUUACAAGUUGCAGACAUAAGAGGACAAGCCUAAAGAAAGUGGGAGGAUGCACAUGUAACUUUGUCAUCUGUUCUGAGAGAUGAUAUAGAUGCCAUGUACUGCUGCUAUCAUCUCUGAAAUGUACGUGCUUCACCACAUUGAACAUUUGUAGUGCAAUACUUCGGAAACUAGCUGCCUCAUGAAGUCAGAACCGAUAUGAAACCUUUAAAUGAUUUUGAAUUCAAACAAUUUGUAGAAUGUAAAUUGUAUAAAAUCUGUCACAGUAUAUUUGUUCUAUAA
Molecule: messenger RNA, 4235 nt
Organism: Cuculus canorus (common cuckoo)
Lineage: Eukaryota; Metazoa; Chordata; Aves; Cuculiformes; Cuculidae
Gene: SECISBP2
Product: SECIS binding protein 2
Exons: 18
Coding region: 107-2677 (856 amino acids)
Biological process (GO): selenocysteine incorporation
Cellular component (GO): ribonucleoprotein complex
Molecular function (GO): ribonucleoprotein complex binding; mRNA 3'-UTR binding; selenocysteine insertion sequence binding
Source: RefSeq, a predicted model, not a curated record